CAAUCGCGGCGGUGGCAUCCUGGAAGCGGCACAUGUUGUUCCCAUCCGCGGCGCAGCAAGGCAGAGGCAGAGGCCAUCGAGAAGGAGCUGCUGGAGGAUUACCGCUUCGGGCGGCAGCAGCUGAUCGAGAUCUGGGGACACGCCUGUGCCAUGGCUGUGACCAAGGCCUUCCCGCUGCCGUCCCUCCCGCGGAAGCAGCCCACGGUGCUGGUGGUGUGCGGCCCGGCGCAGAACGGUGCCAUCGGGCUGGUGUGCGCGCGGCACCUGCGGAUCUUUGACUACGAGCCCACCAUCUUCUACCCCAAGCGCUCCCCGGACCCCCUGUACCGGGACUUCACCACGCAGUGCGAGAAGAUGGACAUCCCCUUCCUCUCCUACCUCCCCACCGAGGUGCAGCUGAUCAACGACGCCUACAACGCCGUGGUGGAUGCGGUGCUGGGCGCCGAGGCGGAGCUGGGUGAGGGGAGGGGGCCCUGCGCCAGCAUCCUCGCCACCCUGAAGCACGUCCGCAUCCCCAUCGUCAGCCUGGACGUGCCCUCAGGGUGGGACGUGGAGGCCGGGAGCAGCAGCGGGAUCAGCCCCGACGUCCUGGUGUCGCUGACGGCGCCCAAGCAGUGCGCCCGCCGCUUCCUGGGCCGCCAGCACUUCGUGGCCGGCCGCUUCGUGCCCUAUGACAUGCAGAAGAAGUUCGAGCUCAACCCGCCCGAGUACCCCGGCACAGAGUGCGUGGUGCCCCUGUGA
This is a messenger RNA of Cygnus atratus (black swan), 741 nucleotides long. It is a transcript of the gene YJEFN3, whose product is annotated as YjeF N-terminal domain containing 3. Gene Ontology annotation, molecular function: NAD(P)HX epimerase activity. NCBI's taxonomy places the organism in Eukaryota, Metazoa, Chordata, Aves, Anseriformes, Anatidae. Gene Ontology annotation, cellular component: mitochondrion. The record is from RefSeq and is a predicted model, not a curated record. The annotation marks the transcript as partial. The transcript has 6 exons.